Oncorhynchus masou masou (cherry salmon) is the source of this 2973-nucleotide messenger RNA. RefSeq names its product major facilitator superfamily domain containing 3 (gene slc33a2). The transcript is spliced from 6 exons. Bases 425 to 1744 code for a protein of 439 amino acids. Gene Ontology annotation, biological process: transmembrane transport. The record is from RefSeq and is a predicted model, not a curated record. Gene Ontology annotation, cellular component: membrane. Lineage: Eukaryota; Metazoa; Chordata; Actinopteri; Salmoniformes; Salmonidae. Gene Ontology annotation, molecular function: transmembrane transporter activity.
CAGAUUUGUAUACUGCAGCUACUGCUUUUUGAGCUCAAUACAAUGAUUAUCUGGAGAUAAGUAAAGUUAUUAAAAAAACAUUCUCUGAAGAUGGUAAUUCCUCACUGCAGGGGCAAUAGAUAGUGAGAAGAGAAUAUUAAUGUAAAAUAUCUAGUGGACAUAGUGGUAGGCAACCUUUUAGGUUUUACGGUAGAAAUGUUAUAUUUUGCAUAGUUUUUAAGCACUUACGAGCCGUUUUGGAGUCAAAUGAACGGCUAUUUUCGGUCAACAGAGCCAAACGCCCCGGAAGUAGUUUUUCAAGGGCAGGGCGGAAGCUGAUCGGCUUCGUCUAACAGAUUCACCUAUUCCACCUGAUCGACCCAUUCGAUCAGCUCCUGCCGGACCAUCGUUAUGACUUGAAGAACUGUCCCUUUCCCAUUGAAUCAUGAAUGACAAGCUGGUUUUCCUGGGCCUCCUGUACUUUGUGCAGGGAAUCCCCUAUGGGCUCCAGUCCUCGCUGCUCCCCGUCUACCUCCGCGGGGCGGGCCAUUCCCUCACACGCAUCGGCCUGACCAAAAUCCUCUACUUCCCCUGGGUGCUCAAAGUCCUCUGGGCGCCUCUGGUGGACCGUGUGGGCACCAAGCGGCUCUGGCUUGUGGCUACUGUCUCUGGCCUGGCGUUCACCUGCCUCUCCAGCGCCACCCUGUCCCCAGAGGCCCACAUCUGGGGCGUGGCGGGGACACUACUGGCCAUGAAUGCCCUGGCGUCGGUUCAGGACAUCGCGGUGGACGGGGCUGCUGUGGGACUGCUGAAGGGCCGUAGCGAGCUGGGCCUGGGCAACAUGGCCCAGGUGGUGGGCUACAAGGCCGGCUCGGUGUUUGCCGGGGGCGGGCUCCUGGCUGUGAUCGACGUGGUCGGCUGGGGCCCUAUGUUCAUGCUGUUGGCCUUUGUGUACUUCGGUGUGGCGCUGUUUGUGUGGGGGGCCCCCGUGCUGGAUGAUGAGCUGUUGAGGGGCCAGGCAGAGGGGAGGAGGGGUGUCCAGUCGGACGCUGUGCAUCCCUGGAGGGUGUGGCGGAAGCUGCUGUCAGUACCUGGGACGCCCUGGACCAUAAUCUAUGUUCUCACAUACAAACUGGGUGAGCAGGGAGCGGUGACCAUGUUCCCUCUUUUCCUGUUAGACAAUCACAUGACAGCACGCGAGCUGGGGUUCUGGAACGGCGUGAUCGCCAUGGGCUUCUCCAUCUGUGGCUCCUCCCUCGGCGGCCUGCUGCUCUCCCAGUUCAGUAUUGGCUCUCUGAUGAGGCGGGUGUUUGUAAUGCGGACGGUCAGCAUGGUGUUCCAGAGUUCCCUCCUGACUGUGCUGGAACCCUCCCCACUCAUGAAAGUUAUGGCUGUGUUGAGUUUGAGCGUUCAGCACUUCCUGGGCGGCCUCAUCACCACGCUCACCUUCACAACCAUGAUGCACUGCACACAGAGAGCGGAGGAGAGUGUACAGGCCACCCACUACAGUUUCUUGUCCACCCUGGAGGUACUGGGGAAGCUGAUGUUCAGUGCCCUGGCGGGGGGUCUGGUGGACUGGGUGGGUUACCCCACCGCCUUCCUCCUCUUCCUGGUUCUCUCGGCCGGUACAGCCCUCCACGUCUGGAGGGCCACGGAUACCGGGGCCCUCAGGGAACAGCUGAAAGAACAGCCCAAGCUCUUCCCCAACAGCUCAACCAUCCCUUAUGUAACUGCUUUAGCACCCCCCCAUCCAAACCAGCAAUGAUCCAUGCCAACACAAUCCCUCUCACUCAGUGGUCCCCAACCCCCUGGUCUUUGAGAGUAAUACUGUGUGCAUGCAGUUUUUAAUUGCCCAGUGCUAACAUGUCUGAUGAAGCUAUUCGAGGUGUCGAUGAUCAGUUGAGUCGUUUAACAAGGUGGGUGUGGGGUUAGAGAUUUUUCCAGGACACCGAUGAGUAGUUGUAUGGAGUUGGAGGAUUGGAUCAGUAGCAUAAGGGAUAGGGAGAACAAUAUAGGGGAAAGCUGUUAAGGGGUUAUUGGAGGACAUACCAUCUGAGCCAUUUUCAUAUAUGCCAAGCCACCAAUAAAACUUAAGCCAGCAGUAAUACUUAUCCAGGGAUAAACCAGCAAUGAAGGUUCUAUAUGUCUUAUCAGUUUGCCAUUGCACUAGUUCUGUGGCGACGUUUACCAAUCCCUACUAUCUACUACCUCUGUUUAACACUGUAAGACAUGCAGAAGCCUAGUGAGCUGUAUAGUACAACGUUUGCUAGCUCGAGAACGAUUUUGAUUAGAGAUAGCUAGCUUAAACCAUUACACAGCGUCAUCUAGUCUAGGUUUGUUAGCGCAAUUAGGGAACUAAAGCCUUACAUAAUGCAUGGUGGCAAGUUAUCAAGGAUUGGAUGGAUUUUCUUUUUUAAUGGAUUUAGGUAUUGUUUUUAUGAAUUCUGGAGGGGGAAAAACACUUGCUGCUUGUUUUUCACCUACCUGCUGAUAUUACUUGUUUCUGUUAUGUGUAAAGUUAUUAAAAAUUACACACACCUUAUCAAAUCACUUUUUAGUGGGCAUGAAACAUACAGCUGCUGAAGCAACUUACAUUGUGGUGCCUGCUUUUUGUUUACGAACGGUUCACUGGACAGGCGAGAGGCAUCGACUGGGAAAGCAACGCAAAUACUCAGCCAAUGCCUCACACCGAUCGAAUACCGUCUGUCUUUUGAUGACCAUAUCUCUCAUUGUGAUGGCUGAAUGAUAAUAUAACAGAUAGUCACAGGGAUGACAGGUCAGGGAGGUGACAUGGGACCUAGGCAGUUUCAGAUGGGGACAGCCAUGGGGACAUAGAACCAGAGCAGCCAUGUUAUGAAUUGGCAUGAAUAGCAGGGUCACUGUGACCAAUGCAGCCAAGCCCACUCUAAUGUAAAGCAUUUGUUGCAAAGCACACCCCCGUCUCUGACACGUGCUAAGAGACUUGCACAAAAAUAAAGCUGCUACCCAAAUGUC